Striga hermonthica is the source of this 1167-nucleotide messenger RNA. Lineage: Eukaryota; Viridiplantae; Streptophyta; Magnoliopsida; Lamiales; Orobanchaceae. The record is from the annotation of a GenBank genome assembly.
AUGAUCUCAUUGGAGGAUUCCAAAUCGUGCUCCGGCGGCACACACCGGUGCCCCCUGACGCGGCCGUACUACUACUACACCCCGCCGCCGUCCUCCGCCGCGGUAACCCGAUCCUUCGGCCGGUCCAUGCGCAGAAUACGGUCUAACAUGUACAGAUCCGGCCCGGCCCCCGAGAGCUCCCCCAACGUCUCCGAAGACCUCUCCGACUCUGUCAUCGACCUCGAGCUAGGCGAGCUCGCCGUUAAACCGUCUGGAGGUUCGAAAAACUCGCCGCUCUCCGACAUCAGCGAUAUUUUGGACAUCUCGCGCUCGUUCAGUGAUUUAUCGGCGUGCUCGAGCGACAUCUCCGGCGAGCUCCGGCAUCUUGCUGCUCUACCAGACACUGACACGAACCAGCGGCGGAGCUUGGGGACUGAAUCGGAAACCGAACCGGAGCCGUGUUCUGGGUUUUUAGAGAGGGAGACGUUUUCGACGGAGAUAAUUGAGAGCAUCUCUCCGGAGGACCUCCAGCCGACGGUGAAACUCUGCGUUGACGCCCUCCGCUCAACAUCGACCGCGCUGAAAAAAUCGGCGGCGGCUAAAUUGCGCCUCCUGGCGAAAAAUCGGGCGGACAAUCGGGUCCUAAUUGGGGAAUCCGGAUCCAUACCCGCUUUGAUUCCUCUACUGCGGUGUCCCGACCCGGAGACCCAGGAACACGCCAAAGACGCGCUCGCCGCGCUGUACAAGCUGUGCACGGCGGCGCCGAACAAGGAGCGGGCGGUGGCGGCCGGGGCCGUGGGGCCGCUGGUGGCGCUGGUGGCACCAGAGGGAAGGAGGGAAGGACUGGCGGAGAAGGCGGCGGUGGUGCUGGGCAGCCUGGCCGGGGUUGAGGCGGGGCGGGAGGCGGUGGUGAGGGAGAACGGAAUCGCCGCCCUGGUGGAGGCGUUGGAGGACGGCGGGGAUAGGGUGAAGGAAUUCGCAGUAUCGGCCCUUUUGCAGGUGUGCAGUGAGAGUGCGUUGAACAAGGGAUUGGUGGUGGCGGAAGGUGGGGUGCCGCCACUGGUGGCGUUGUCGCUGACCGGGACGACCAGGGCUAAGCACAAGGCUGAAACCCUACUCAGGUAUUUGAGGGAAGCAAGGCAGGAAACUUCUUAUUCAUCAGCUUGUUCAUCUUCUGCAAGUCCAUGA